UAAUUUUGCAAUGCCUUGUGUCGUAUAUAAAAGUUCAGGCAAGACGCAUAUGAAAAUUUGUGGCAAUAAUGAACCGGAACGAGACAACCAAGCGCAUUGCGCAGGUCUUCAGAGGGACAUUUGUUCACUCCACACCGCAAACAGCAGUGGAAAUACUGCACAACUCUGUCUUAGGUGUCGACGAUGAAGGGAAGAUAGCAUUUGUUGAUAAAGAUCAAGAUGUGACCAGACUUUCAAAAUUAUGGGGUUUUGAAACGUCAGACAUAAAACAGCUUGGACAAUAUGAGUUCCUUAUGCCAGGAAUGGUUGAUACACACAUCCAUGCGUCUCAGUACAGCUAUAGUGGCACUGCUUUAGACUUGCCUCUGCUCAAAUGGCUCAACACUUACACCUUCCCUGUGGAAGCCAAGUAUAAAGACUUGGAUUUUGCUAACAACAUCUACACUAAAGUUGUGAGAAGAACUUUAAAGAACGGCACUACCACUGCUUGUUAUUUUGCCACCAUACACACUGAUGCCUCACUUCUGCUUGGAGAGCUUGCAGUCAAGUUUGGACAGAGAGCUUUAGUGGGGAAAGUUUGCAUGGACUGCAAUUCUGAAGUUCCACAGUACAAAGAAAGUCCAAGCGACUGUAAAAGAGAAACUGAACGUUUUAUAAAGGAACUUCUCAAGAAGGAGUACCCGAAUGUAAAGCCUGUAGUCACUCCUCGAUUCGCUCCCUCUUGUUCUGCUGCACUGCUCAGUGAACUGGGUGAGAUCGCCAACAACAACAAGCUUCACAUUCAGAGUCACAUCAGUGAGAACAAAGAAGAAGUGAAGCUUGUGAAGAGAUUGUUUCCAGACUGCAGAUCUUACACUGAUGUUUACCUCAAGCACAACCUGCUUACAGACAGGACUGUAAUGGCUCAUGGGUGUUACUUAACUGAUGAAGAACUGAAGAUCUUUCAUGAAACUGGAUCUGCAAUCUCUCACUGUCCUAACAGUAACAUUUCGAUUUGCAGUGGGAUGCUGGAUGUGCGCAAUGUUUUGAACCACAAAGUGAAAUUAGGAUUGGGAACAGAUGUAGCAGGAGGAUACUCUCCAUCCAUACUAGAUGCUAUGCGAAGAACUCUGGACACAUCUAAAGCCCUGACCAUCCAGGACCCUCAGCAUCAGACUCUGACCUUUGAGGAGGUCUUCAGACUGGCCACACUUGGAGGCAGUGAAGCGCUCUCAUUGGACGAUCAGAUUGGAAACUUUGAGGUGGGGAAGGACUUUGAUGCCCUGCGAGUGAAUGUUUGCAUUUCUGAUGGACCGAUCGAUGUGUUUCCUGGAGAAGGCCCAAAGGUCAUUCUGGAGAAGUUUUUAAAUUUAGGCGAUGAUCGGAACAUUACUGAAGUCUAUGUGGCUGGAAGGCAGGUGGUUCCGUUUCCAGAUACUUAGUUGUCUGUUUCAGUUGUUUUUAUCACAAAUAUAACACAUCUACUCAAGACGACAAGCUUUUUACUCAGAUUUAUUUAAAUACAAUGUUGAUUUACAGCAUAGGUGGUUCACGUCUUGUUAAAUGGCUUGCUUUAGCAAAUAUGUUUUGUAUUUACUUGUAAAAUAAGAAUAAGACUUGCCUGGUGUUCAAAUACUUUUUAUUUUUGUAUACAAUGAUUGUUGUCCAUUUACUAGUUGUGUUGAAGGAAAAAAAGAAAUAGAAUGUAUCUGGUAAUAUUUUAGAUUACUUUUAUUACCUGAUUUUUUGAUUCAAUUGAUUAAUUAAUUUUAAUCAAUUUUAAUUGCAACAAGCAAUAAAAGAUAAUGAUUUAA
Molecule: messenger RNA, 1793 nt
Organism: Danio aesculapii
Lineage: Eukaryota; Metazoa; Chordata; Actinopteri; Cypriniformes; Danionidae
Gene: gda
Product: guanine deaminase
Exons: 14
Coding region: 69-1421 (450 amino acids)
Biological process (GO): guanine catabolic process
Cellular component (GO): cytosol
Molecular function (GO): guanine deaminase activity; zinc ion binding
Source: RefSeq, a predicted model, not a curated record